Messenger RNA from Medioppia subpectinata, 234 nucleotides. The record is from the annotation of a GenBank genome assembly. NCBI's taxonomy places the organism in Eukaryota, Metazoa, Arthropoda, Arachnida, Sarcoptiformes, Oppiidae.
AUGUUAGUUAAACAACAAUACUGGGAGAGGGAGUGUGUAACAGAGUUUGUGGACGGGAUUGACCUAAAUGAGGUAGAGUGUGGUGGCUGUCCAUUUGGUUUUGAGAUAGGUGAUUUGUCUGGUGUUGGCGAUGAUAGACCCGGAGCUCUAUUGAAUAGCAUUAAACAAAUGCAUUCCUCCGUCGAAGAAGAAGAAGAAGAAAACGAUAGUCAAGAAUCAUUAGCUUUUAAAUAA